AUGCAAACUUUAUUUGACGUUGGCGAAUGUCAUUUAAAAGGAUUCAACGUCGAAACACUGCAGUGUUCAAACUGUGAUGAAUUAAAUAAUUUUCAUCUUGAUAAUUUGAUGAACGAUUGUAAAGGUUGUUGUACAUCAGAUAAUGACGAUGCAAAUCAGCAGCAAGAGAAAUAUUCAAAAGCUAUUAUCGAAAUAUGUGAAUGUAAUUUGGCACGUUUUCCUCAAGUUCAAGCAUUCGUUAAGUCAGAUAUGGUUAAUCAGUGGGGAAAUAAAGUUAUAGUUCGACAUGUUCGAGGAACAUUGCCUACAAUUAAAUUGCUUGAUUCAUUUGGAAUGCCUGGUAGAGUUAUGAAUAUUGAAAAAUGGGACACAGAUGCCAUUAAUGAAUUUUUAAAUGCUUGGAUCGAAUCCUAA
Molecule: messenger RNA, 414 nt
Organism: Dracunculus medinensis (Guinea worm)
Lineage: Eukaryota; Metazoa; Nematoda; Chromadorea; Rhabditida; Dracunculidae
Source: the annotation of a GenBank genome assembly